UCCGCAGGCUGGAACGUGAGCGGGGAGGCCUGGACCGGCUACCGGACCCAGAGGCCCUCUUGAAGAUGAGCGGCUGCUCCUUUCCAGCCUCCCGGCUGUUACCCUUUUAAAUGUCAGCAUUCGAGGCUGUAGGGGUAGCACGAGGCAGCGAAACGGAACAGUCGGAUUGGCCGCACGCCUCAGUUCUAGACGCACCUCUCCACCGAAAGGCCCUUCUGACUGGCAGGGGGAGAAAGUAAACAGAGUUGAAUCACCCUCCCCACCGGCCAAUUGGAGGGGGUUUGGGUUGUGACGUGAUGGGAUUCUGCGAAAUUGUUACUGAGCAAGAGAAUGCCGGAACGGUGCGGACCGGCAAGAGAAGGGGCUCCGAAGCCGUCCGCGGACUGGGGGAAAAGUAUCUCUUAGACCUGGCACCUGGUCUGGCCCUUGCCACCUGCGUCGGGGUGAUCGGGUGAAUGUCCUGGGGCUUUGGCUCGACGGAGAGGCGGCCGAGGGCGUGUACCUCUCUUGCAGUUUCCUCUCCCAGCGCCUCGGGGGCGUUUUCAGUCGAAUAAACUUGCGACCGCCACGUGUGGCAUCUUUCCAAGGGAGCCGGCGAGGAGCAGCCGGCGCGCCCGUCGGGGGGAUCGCGCCCGGCGCGGGGUACGGGCGGCGGCAAGAGGCGGCAGCGCGGCGGAGCCCGGGGCCGUGGAUGCUGCGUGCGGAGGCGCUGCCGGUUACGUAAAGAUGAGGGGCUGAGGUCGCCUCGGCGCUCCUGCGAGUCGGAAGCGCCCCGCGCCCCCGCCCCCUUGGCCGCCGCGCCGCGCCGCGCCUCGCCGCGCUCGUCGUCCGAGGCCAGGGCAGGGCGAGCCGAACCUCCGCAGCCACCGCCAAGUUUGGCCGCGCCGCCGGGGCUGCCGUCGCCCGCACCAUGUCCGCGGCCGCCUACAUGGACUUCGUGGCUGCCCAGUGUCUGGUUUCCAUUUCGAACCGCGCUGCGGUGCCGGAGCAUGGGGGCGCUCCGGACGCCGAGCGACUGCGACUACCUGAGCGCGAGGUGACCAAGGAGCACGGUGACCCGGGGGACACCUGGAAGGAUUACUGCACGCUGGUCACCAUCGCCAAGAGCUUGUUGGACCUGAACAAGUACCGACCCAUCCAGACCCCCUCGGUGUGCAGCGACAGUCUGGAGAGUCCGGAUGAGGAUAUGGGAUCCGACAGCGACGUGACCACCGAAUCUGGGUCGAGUCCUUCCCACAGCCCGGAGGAGAGACAGGAUCCUGGCAGCGCGCCCAGCCCACUCUCCCUCCUCCACCCUGGAGUGUCUGCGAAGGGGAAACACGCCUCCGAAAAGAGGCACAAGUGCCCCUACAGUGGCUGUGGGAAAGUCUAUGGAAAAUCCUCCCAUCUCAAAGCCCAUUACAGAGUGCAUACAGGUGAGCGGCCCUUCCCCUGCACGUGGCCAGACUGCCUUAAAAAGUUCUCGCGCUCGGACGAGCUGACCCGCCACUACCGGACCCACACCGGGGAGAAGCAGUUCCGCUGUCCGCUCUGCGAGAAGCGCUUCAUGCGCAGCGACCACCUCACCAAGCACGCCCGGCGCCACACCGAGUUCCACCCCAGCAUGAUCAAGCGGUCAAAAAAGGCGCUGGCCCACCCUUUGUGAGGUGCUACCCGCCGGGGCCAGGGAGGGAUGGACCCCCACAGACAAAACUACUCCCAGCCAACAGACAGACACGGAAACGACGCCCAGAAGAGGCCCCCUGCCAGCACAGGAAGCCACUGUUCUUUGGUCAAUAUUCUAAUUUUCCUCUCCCUGCAUUGUUUUUCAAAAGCACAUGGUAGCCUAGGAUCGGUCAACACUUGGUCCCCUUGCAGAGGCAACUCUGAACCGUCUCUGACUGUUGGAAGGAAGGCAAAUGCUUCUUUUUUUUUUCCUCCUUUACUUUUUUGGGGGAGG
Molecule: messenger RNA, 1939 nt
Organism: Equus caballus (horse)
Lineage: Eukaryota; Metazoa; Chordata; Mammalia; Perissodactyla; Equidae
Gene: KLF9
Product: KLF transcription factor 9
Biological process (GO): regulation of transcription by RNA polymerase II
Molecular function (GO): DNA-binding transcription factor activity, RNA polymerase II-specific; RNA polymerase II cis-regulatory region sequence-specific DNA binding
Source: RefSeq, a predicted model, not a curated record